Balaenoptera acutorostrata (minke whale) is the source of this 1149-nucleotide messenger RNA. RefSeq names its product LIM homeobox transcription factor 1 alpha (gene LMX1A). The record is from RefSeq and is a predicted model, not a curated record. Gene Ontology annotation, biological process: regulation of transcription by RNA polymerase II; neuron differentiation. Gene Ontology annotation, molecular function: DNA-binding transcription factor activity, RNA polymerase II-specific; RNA polymerase II transcription regulatory region sequence-specific DNA binding. The transcript has 8 exons. The coding region runs from base 1 to 1149 and encodes 382 amino acids. Gene Ontology annotation, cellular component: nucleus. NCBI's taxonomy places the organism in Eukaryota, Metazoa, Chordata, Mammalia, Artiodactyla, Balaenopteridae.
AUGCUGGACGGCCUGAAGAUGGAGGAGAACUUCCAAAGCGCCAUUGAGACGUCGGCCUCCUUCUCCUCGCUGCUGGGCAGAGCGGUGAGCCCCAAGUCUGUCUGCGAGGGCUGUCAACGGGUCAUCUCGGACAGGUUUCUGCUGCGGCUCAACGACAGCUUCUGGCAUGAGCAGUGCGUGCAGUGUACCUCCUGCAAAGAGCCCCUGGAGACCACCUGCUUCUACCGGGACAAGAAGCUCUACUGCAAGUAUGACUACGAGAAGCUGUUUGCUGUCAAAUGUGGGGGCUGCUUUGAGGCCAUCGCGCCCAACGAGUUUGUGAUGCGGGCCCAGAAGAGCGUGUACCACCUGAGCUGCUUCUGCUGUUGUGUCUGCGAGCGGCAGCUCCAGAAGGGCGAUGAGUUUGUCCUGAAGGAGGGGCAGCUGCUCUGCAAAGGGGACUAUGAGAAGGAGCGGGAGCUGCUCAGCCUGGUGAGCCCGGCAGCCUCAGACUCAGGCAAAAGUGAUGAUGAAGAAAGUCUUUGCAAGUCAGCCCAUGGGGCAGGGAAAGGAGCCGCUGAGGAUGGCAAGGACCAUAAGCGCCCUAAACGUCCCAGAACCAUCUUGACAACCCAACAGAGGAGAGCAUUCAAGGCCUCGUUUGAAGUAUCCUCCAAGCCGUGCAGGAAGGUGAGGGAGACGCUGGCUGCAGAGACAGGGCUGAGCGUCCGUGUCGUUCAGGUGUGGUUCCAGAACCAGAGAGCUAAGAUGAAGAAACUGGCCCGGCGGCAGCAGCAGCAACAGCAAGAUCAACAGAACACCCAGAGGCUGAGUUCCGCUCAGACAAAUGGUGGCGGGAGCGCUGGGAUGGAAGGGAUCAUGAACCCCUACACCGCUCUGCCCACCCCACAGCAGCUCCUGGCCAUCGAGCAGAGCGUCUACAGCUCAGAUCCCUUCCGACAGGGUCUCACCCCACCCCAGAUGCCUGGAGACCACAUGCACCCCUAUGGUGCUGAGCCCCUUUUCCACGACCUGGAUAGUGAUGACACCUCUCUCAGUAACCUGGGUGACUGCUUCCUAGCAACCUCAGAAGCCGGGCCCCUGCAGUCCAGAGUGGGAAACCCCAUUGACCACCUGUACUCCAUGCAGAAUUCUUACUUCACCUCUUGA